UCCAAGUGUCUACAUGUAUCCAAUCAUCGUCUUACUACAUGACUCAAUCUAAGGAACGCUUCUGGGCUCGGACACACGCAAACCACGCCUUACGAAGUUCGAUCCACGCUUAUCACUCCCACCUUAUAGCCCCCCCCCCGUAUGGCAAAUGGAUUUGCCCUUGCACAUAAACCCACUAAUUUCCUCAUUGCGUCCCCGCCUCCGCUUGCCCUUUCACCCCUUAGACUACUUACUAUAAUACUGCACCGUCCCUAGCCCUGCGUACUCUUCAUCUAACUCAUCCCUCACAACAGCAACCCCAACAACAACCACCACCAAAAUGCCCCCCUCAACUAAAUUCACCAUCCGCCGCGCCACCGAACCCGACGCCCCGCACCUCGCCCACAUCAACAUCACCGCCUUCGAGCCCACCCCGUUCUGGCGCAACCUGUUCCCCGCCCUCGACCGCCGGGCCACCUACCCGCUCAAGCUCGCCCGCACCCUGACCAAGCUCGCCGACAGCGCCUCCCACCUCCUCGUCGCCGAGGAUCCCGCUACGGGCGCGGUGGUCGGCUACGCGCGCUGGACGGUCCCUGGCCCCCCCGCCCCCGCAAGCUCCGGUCCAAUUGCCCUCUCCCCCGCCAACCAAGACCUCGUCACCGCCUUUCGACAGGCCGGGGACGGGGCCCUCCCCCCCGGCACCAACCUGGCCAUCCACUCCCGGUUCUGGGGGGAUUUGGAGCGCUUGAAGGCGAAGUAUCUGCGGGAGGGGGAUUUCGGUGCGUUUUUUCCCGUCUUCUUCCUUGGUGUUGCCUCCUUUUUCUUGUUCUUUCUUGGUGUUGUUGUUGUCAGUAAGGUGGGGGAUCACGCUAAUUCAAAGGGGCUGGGGGAGGGGGCAGUCCUCGAAUUCCUGGCGACGCUACCCGAAGCACAAGGCCAAGGCGUGGCGUCGGGGUUGCUGCGGUGGGGGUUGGAGCGGGCGGAUGCGCGGAAUGCGCGGGUGUAUCUGGAGGCGACGGAGGAAGGGUACCCCGUUUAUCGGAAGUAUGGGUGGCGGGAUCUGGAGGUGUUGGAGUUGGAUUUCGCGGGGCUGGGGGGCCGGAGCGAGCGGCAGCGGUGGGUGAUGAUGAUGCGCGAGAGGAGGGAUCCGGCUGGAGAGCAGAGCAGGGGAUUGAAAGAUUAAUGGGGUUGCUUGCAACAAGGUUUGGGGGGUGGAAUUUUGUAUAUAGCUUGUUGACCUCGUGUUGAGGGGAGAGAAGUAGAGUUUGGCUCUGGAUUGCAUCCUAUCCAAUUCCUGCGGCUGGCCAGUUGUCCUGCCAAGAGGAAGUAGGGUCAGUGCUCGCUGUGAAUGAGUCAUAGAGUGUAUAAAUGUCUUGUAGAGACAGCAAGUACUUGUAUCUCAUGUUCAGCUG
Messenger RNA from Aspergillus fijiensis CBS 313.89, 1391 nucleotides. RefSeq names its product GNAT family N-acetyltransferase. The record is from RefSeq and is a predicted model, not a curated record. The coding region runs from base 320 to 1162 and encodes 280 amino acids. Gene Ontology annotation, molecular function: acyltransferase activity, transferring groups other than amino-acyl groups. The transcript has a single exon. NCBI's taxonomy places the organism in Eukaryota, Fungi, Ascomycota, Eurotiomycetes, Eurotiales, Aspergillaceae.